Messenger RNA from Dreissena polymorpha, 2734 nucleotides. RefSeq names its product cyclin-dependent kinase inhibitor 3-like. Lineage: Eukaryota; Metazoa; Mollusca; Bivalvia; Myida; Dreissenidae. Gene Ontology annotation, molecular function: protein tyrosine phosphatase activity. The coding region runs from base 1937 to 2548 and encodes 203 amino acids. The record is from RefSeq and is a predicted model, not a curated record. The transcript has 8 exons. Gene Ontology annotation, cellular component: nucleus. Gene Ontology annotation, biological process: dephosphorylation.
UGCAACGCCAGCAGCGAUGAGAAAUCAACACAUAAAAACACACCGGAGACCGGAAGCUGCUGUUUUCCACUCUUCUAUGAAAAACCCACACUCUGGUGUUCUUCUAAAGACGGCCAUUGCUACUGUAGGUAUCAAGGAGACAGCCGUCGAUGCAGCUAUCCUCUUCGACGAGGGCUCUCAGAAGUCUUUUAUCACGCAGCAGCUGGCAGACCAACUACACCUUCCGGUUGAUAAUACGGAAAUGUUAGCCAUUGCGUCAUUCGGUGGAAACACAACGAGAGUCCGACACGUUGAUCGCAGUACAAUCUACGUGAAAACAGACAACGAAAUGAUCCCACUGAGCGUCCUGGUUGUUCCAACAAUAGCGAAACCCAUCGACACAAGCCUCAUGUCAGUGGCAGCCACAUUUCCCUAUCUCCGACAGUUGAAGUUAGCCCAACCAGUCUCAGUCGAUUCAAUACUAGACAUUGCCGUUCUGAUUGGUGCAGACCACUACUAUGACUUGGUUGAAGACACUGUUAUUCGCGGGAACGGUCCUACAGCUGUGAAGUCCAAGCUAGGCUACCUACUGUCGGGUCCUGUUCAUAUGGGGACUUCCUGUACUGUCACGGUGAUCGGUAAUUAGAUAUCGUCCGGUAAUGAAAGCGACCGAAACAGCAGCGGUGAUAAAGAUAACCAAAAAAUAGGCACCCCAAUCGUUAAGCCAACCGACUCUGACCGCAGACGGUGGAGGAGCGCGGCACGGUAUCAACCUCCGGAUCCUCUUACUUCACUUCCGGUCCAAAUCGCAGAUGACUCCACUAUUGACAGUUGCUUCACCAAACCCUGGUUACAGCCGGCUGACGUCGACGAGACGGGGAACACUAAUAAUCGCCGACCUCUACGGUUGCGUACGCGGAAAAAAAGUUUUCCCGAUCCGAGACGGCUUGAUUCAUUACCGGAAGUGGAUGCGUCAAAAUCGGAAGUUCCGCAUCACUUCAUUCCCGACGGAGCCGUGUUCGACUAUACGCGAUUGGAAGUGGAAGCAGACCAUGGCGACCGACCGAAUACGAAGAAACUCGAAGAGUGCGUGAGGGAAAAAGUUAAAACCAAAGGUGAGCCGAAUAAUCACUUGCAGAAGCAGACGACAUUGAAAUACGGUUAUGAAUACGAGGCGGACUCAACAGAUAGCUUACGGAGCAGCACUGGCGUCGACGGGGAUAUAACAGACGAAACCGAGAGUGAAUUCAUUCUGGUGGUCCCGGAAGUCGUGAAAGACGAGCCGCCGCCAUUGCUCGCAACCACAAUGCCCCAGACGAUUGACGAUAGAUAAUACAAUAUGGCCCCGGAUGUGAUCAUUUGGAAAAAUGAGGACACGCGGCUCAAUGACGUAGAGGACAAAUACACGCUUACAACGACACCAAAGAAAGACAAACAAAAGAAAAGAAGGGAAAGGAAAUCAAAGGGAAAACUGUAACACUCGACUUUUUCUAGAUCCCUUUUUUAAUUCAAUUAUUCAGUGUGAUACGAUAGACAUUGGAUAUUGUGUCGUGAUAUCUAAUUAGCAUUGCCUUGUCUUACAAAAUAGUGUUUAUGUUAUGUUAAUAAUUCUGUACGUAUUCACUUUGCUUUCUUUUCGCGGCCGGGAGAAUGUUGUGAUUUUGGCGCGACGUCGUACGACGUCGCCGACGGCGCGAACAUUCACGUCUUUAGACGUCAUCAUUGUUGUUAUUGUUAUUUAUAAUUGUCAUUUGAAUAUUUACAACGGUAGUAACAGGUCGAACCUGGAUUUACUUAUGUUUCUGUCUCACAACCGAAGUACAUUUGCAUUCACAUUACGAUCGCCGACAACGGGCAUCCGCCAACAUUUUUUUGAAAUCACACUUACCCAAGGCACGGAUGCCGAUGAAACCUUAACGGGCACUGAUAAAGGCGUCUCAAUAUUGUGGCCAACACCAUGUCUGGAUUUGAAUCUUCAGAUGAGGAGGGGGAAGUGGACGUGUCACCUUUCCUAAUAUCUUGGCUUGAUUUAGGAUUAGGUGAACAUGAGGAUAAGCUUGCCAUCAGUUCACUGCCAGGUUGCAGAUUCAAAGACACCUGGAGGAGUUUAGAAAGUGAUAUAAAAUGUCUUCAGGCAGAAGGAGUAGAUUCGGUACUUUGUCUGUGCACAAAAGGAGAACUGAACAAGUACAGAGUUCCAGGUCUUCUGUCUGAGCUUGAAUUAGCCAACAUAGACGUUCACCAUUACCCAUAUCUUGAUGGCACAGCACCGAACAUCCGUACAAUGCUACAGAUAGUGGAUGAGAUACUGAUGUUGGUUAAGAAAGGAAGUAAACCGCUUGUACACUGCUUUGGAGGAUUAGGAAGAUCUUGUUUAGUUGCUGUGUGUACUAUGCUGGUGAUUGAUGAGAGCUUGACAGCAGAACAGGCCAUUGAAAAGGUGCGAGGGUUGAGGGGCCCUGGAGCUAUACAGUCUGUACAGCAGUACAAUUAUGCCUGUGAGUUCCGGAAUCUAUGUAACAGCUACAAACAAGAGCAGGACGAGAAUGCCAGGUCGUUAUCUAGAUGAUUUUUGAAGGGGAGACGGUGAAUCCUAAGGCACACAUAAGACUGACUAACAAUGUCUAGAAUUAAUUGUGUUCAUGUAUAUGACUUUUUGUAAUAAGCCAUCGUUUUUUUCCACUGAGUCUCAUAAAGUACAAGGUCCGUUGUGUUAAUGAUAGCAAACAAUUAAACUCCAGAUACAAUCAGGCAA